Messenger RNA from Sclerotinia borealis F-4128, 912 nucleotides. The record is from the annotation of a GenBank genome assembly. NCBI's taxonomy places the organism in Eukaryota, Fungi, Ascomycota, Leotiomycetes, Helotiales, Sclerotiniaceae.
AUGACAUCCCACUCAACCAAAUUUCGAUUCAAAUCAAAGAGGACGCGUGGAGAGGAUGAAAAUGGACAAACUCCAGAGAGUUAUAGCGAAGAAAGACGUCACCGUCAUCAUCACCGCUCAAAACGAAGCAAGAGAUCACCCUCUGUGACCAAAGAUGAUCCAUCCCUCUACGAUGAUACGCACCUUCCUAAUACCUCAUCAAAUCAAUACCUCGACCCAGAUGUUGCAUUCAGGGAGAGUUUGUUUGAUGCUAUGGCCGAUGAUGAAGCCGCACAGUAUUGGGAGGGCGUUUAUGGACAACCGAUUCAUACAUAUCCUGACGUCAAGCAAGGUCCGGCAGGCGAACUGGAGCAAAUGACAGAUGAGGAAUAUACAUCAUAUGUCAGAGGUAAAAUGUACGAGAAGACCCAUCAACAUUUGAUAGAGGAAAAGGCUCGACGUGAAGCAGCCAAGAAGGAGCGAGAACGGUUGGCUCAAGAAGGUAGGAAAGGGGAGAGAGAGGCUGAACGAUUCAGGAAACAGGUCGAGGAGAGUUUAAAGAGGGGUCAAGAUAGGAGGUCAAGGAAGGUUUGGGCGGCAAAAUGGGAUAAUUACAUCAAGAAAUGGGAAGAACUUGGGAAGAAUUCCUCGAAAGUUGCGAUCGCAUCCAUACCCUGGCCAGUGGAAAGUGGCAGCCGAAAGGAUGUUAAACUUGAGGAAAUCAGACGGUUUUUCUUAUAUGCACCAAGCUCUGGACAACCUACGGAAUCACAUAUCACGAAAACAUUGAAACUGGAAAGAGUUCGGUGGCAUCCUGACAAGAUCCAACAGAAAUUGGGAGGGCAAGAUGUUGAUGAAGGGGUGAUGCAAGCUGUCACUGCCGUUUUCCAAAUCGUUGAUGGAAUGUGGUCGGAAAGCAAAAUUGGGGAAUGA